This is a messenger RNA of Microthlaspi erraticum, 909 nucleotides long. The record is from the annotation of a GenBank genome assembly. NCBI's taxonomy places the organism in Eukaryota, Viridiplantae, Streptophyta, Magnoliopsida, Brassicales, Brassicaceae.
AUGGGGAAUCAAAUGCAAAAGAGUGUCUCAGAUACGGGGGAUAGGUUGCAAACGAGUUACACGUUUGAGAUAGAUAACUUCUCCGACAAGAAAGCUUCGAUUGUGUCUCCUAAGUUCUUAAGUGGCGGCUGCGAAUGGUAUAUUGAAGUUCUUCCCAAGGAAAAAGAUUGUGAUGAUCACUUGCGUCUGUACCUUUUCGUUCAUAAUCCUCAAUCAUUGCGAAAAGGAUGGAAAAGGAAAGCUAAUUUACGAUUCUCUCUGUUAAACCAAUCCGGAAAAGUUCUCUACAGUGGAACUGAAAGAUCAAGCUUGUUAUUCUGCGCUCAGUUUUCAUCAUGGGGUCAUAAGACAUUGCCUCUAAGCAAACUUAAAGAAGAAGGGUUUCUAGAGAAUAACAAACUGAUAAUUCAAGUCGAAGUAAAAGUAGUUGAAAUUGUUCAUCAAGCAGAGGUAACCGGGAAAGAGAUGUUAUACAUCAACGGUUUCAACGUUCUUUAUACUCAGGUUCAUUCGGUGUCCUGUAUCUUCAAGAAACACCCUGACUUUGCUUUGGAUUUCAAACCAAAGGACAAAGGAGUGAAGACAGCAUACAUGAGUCUUCUCCUCAGCCUCAUCGAGACACUGCGCAAGGCUCCACGGAACUUUUCUCAUGCUGAGCUAAAAAACGCUGAGAGGGAGUUCAAGGAGCUAACAGAAGCAGGCUUCAAGCUGGAUUGGUUAAAGAAAAAGCUUGAGGAUCUUUCCUUAAAGAUGAAGAAUGUAACUGAAGAUUUUUCUCGGGUCGAAAAAUUGGAGGAACGCAUCAUGUUUAUGGAGAAGAAUUUGUCGGAUCUCAAAGCUGAACUGGAAAGUGAGAAUGCCAAAUCUGCUGCUGCUACUAAAGUUUUGUCGUUUUACGACUUUCUUUGA